Molecule: messenger RNA, 1034 nt
Organism: Gossypium arboreum
Lineage: Eukaryota; Viridiplantae; Streptophyta; Magnoliopsida; Malvales; Malvaceae
Product: transcription termination factor MTEF1, chloroplastic-like
Exons: 1
Coding region: 86-910 (274 amino acids)
Biological process (GO): regulation of DNA-templated transcription
Molecular function (GO): double-stranded DNA binding
Source: RefSeq, a predicted model, not a curated record
UCUUUGUUAAUAGAAUAAAGAUAGAUAAUAAAUAAAUUCAAAAAUCUCCAUCCCUUCAACAUCCUUCACAGCAGGAAAAGUAAAAAUGCAAGCUUGCAGAUUCCAACUCCAUUAUCCUCAACCUCUGCUUAAACAUCCGACCACCACCCCACCCAUACCCAAAGACGGCGGUCUUCUUUUCCGCCAAAAGCUCCUGUACCUCCAAUCCUUAAACAUCAAUCCCCACAAAGCUCUCAACUUAAACCCUUCCCUCCGUUCCACCCCACUUUCAUCUCUCAUUUCCCUCGAACGCUCCCUCUCUUCCGUCGGCCUCUCUCGCCCUUCCAUCGGCCGUAUUCUCGACAUGUGCCCCCUCCUCCUUACCUCCGACCCUCUCCCUCCCAUUAACUUCCUCCUCCACGAAGUCUCCCUCCCUUUCCCUCAUCUCCCUCUUUCCCUCACCCGUUGCCCUCGCCUCUUAGUCUCCUCCGUCCCCACCCAACUCCGCCCAACUCUUCUUUUCCUCACUUCCCUCGGCCUCGUCCUGAAUUCCCAUACUACCCUUCUCUUAGUUUCCAACGUGGAAAACACGUUGAAACCCAAAAUUAACUUCCUUCAAUCUCUGGGUUUUGACGAGCCGGAGGUGAACCGCAUGGUGGUGAGAUCACCCGGGCUGUUGACUUUGAGUGUGGAGAACAAUAUGAGGCCUAAAGCUGAGUUUUUUUUGGAGGAAAUGGAAGGUGACUUGGAGGAAUUGAAAAGAUUUCCUCAGUAUUUUUCGUUUAGUUUAGAGAAAAAAAUUAAGCCGAGGCAUAGAGCUUUAGUGGAAUAUGGGUUCAAAUUGCCAUUGUCAAAGAUGUUAAAGAUCAGCGAUGGAGAAUUUACUGCUAGAUUGAUUGAGAUGCGAUUGCAAAGAGUUCAUAAGAGAUAGCUUUUUCUCUUUUUUUUUUGGUUCAAUUUUGAGCCAUUGUUGAUAUUUACUAGGUUUCCCAUUGAAGAAUAUGUAUCUGUAACAUAGUGAGUUUAAUUUUAAGCAGCCAUGUGCAAUUUAAAGA